AUGGCACGGUCUUCGCGCACUGACCAAAUGGAGUAUUUAAGCCUACCCCGACAGUAUCAGCCCGGCAAUGGAGAUUCUACCUUCUGCAAUGGCGCAUCUGCUACUAAUACACCUAUUGUUACGGCCGCUCAGCCAUUCUCCACCGAGUAUAGCUUUUGCGAUCCUCGUAUACAGCAUGAUGCAGCACUAUUUCACGCCAACUUUACCUGGCCGUCUACCAUUGAUCCUGUCAAUCUGGAGGACAUGGACAACAACACCAUGCAGGGCUUCUUUGCCCAGUUGAAUAGUACUGCGGAAGGCCCAGGUACAGACUAUCACUGUCUAGUCGGGAACAAUGUUGCGGUCCCGUGUUUGGGUUCUACCUCCUCUGCGCAACAGCCAACUCCACCCAAGGAUAGCGGUAUUCCGACUGCUCGGGGGCACCGUAACCGUAGUCGCCGAACCAACAAGCAAGAGGAUCCAUACGGCUCUUUUGAAUGCCGCUGGAUAGACUGCAAGCACCCCGGGCCAUUCUGCCACGGAAGUGUCUUGAUGCGUCAUAUAAAAACCCAACAUGUUAAUCCGCGUUCCAUCGACUGUCCUCGUUGCAAGAAGACCUUCAACCGAAAAGAUAACAUGAAGGAGCAUCUGGGAAGGGUUCACCGGGAAUACAUCUGA
Messenger RNA from Penicillium mononematosum, 657 nucleotides. RefSeq lists its product as uncharacterized. The transcript is spliced from 2 exons. The record is from RefSeq and is a predicted model, not a curated record. NCBI's taxonomy places the organism in Eukaryota, Fungi, Ascomycota, Eurotiomycetes, Eurotiales, Aspergillaceae. The coding region runs from base 1 to 657 and encodes 218 amino acids.